AUCCGCUUUUACAAGAUAUAUGCAUGGCCAGGAAGCUUGUAUUUUCAUUUUUUUCAUGAUGACUUCGACAUACUUUACUUCCGCGUAUGAUUCAGCGUUCUUGUAAAUGCAGAACAUCGUCUGACGGCCUAUUUUGGUUGAUACAUGUCCUGAAAGUUGAAAUACUACACGGCCAUGAAAUUCAAAGGAUUCUGGUUCUCGAUGCUGGUAUAUAACUUCGCUUUUCUCUUACAAGGUACUGCUGGAUUUUUCUUGAAACAUGUUGAAACAGGAAAGUGUAUUUAUGAUACAAAGAUAGUACAGUCAAGAUAUCCACCACCAACUGGGGGAGAAAGAACACUUCACUUCUUGGAGCUUUCCGACAACUGUCUUCAUCCAGCAUCUCAGUUCAAAUUUCUAGAUAAUGGUGCCGUAUUGAAAUUGAACGUACCAGGUUGUCUUCAAGGAGUUUAUAAAUAUGGAACGGGUUAUCAACUCCAUAUGUUGUAUAUCCACACUGAUACACACAACAUUAAUGACGCUGCUUGUGUCAACAACAAUGCUGUAACCCAAACCUCUUGGGGAGGUCUAGCAACGCGGUACGACCGCGCUGGAUAUCAAUUUCGAUGUUUAAGACCUCGUACUUCUAAAGAACUAAAAGACAUUCAAGGAGUUGAUCCUUAUUUGAAAAUGGCUAGUUGUAAAUUUACACCUAAAAAGCAAUUUCAUUUCGGUUCCGUGACUUGCGCUCGACAAAAAAUAAUGUACGCCAGCUGUCGUAAAGGACAAUAUAUGGUAGUAAAGACUGCAGAAUAUCGUGGAUUGAACCAAGGAAAUGUUUGUGGUUCAAGUUACUAUUACAACUGUAGUGUUGAUGUCACAUGUCGUCUAAAAAGACUUUGUGAUGGCAAACGAGAAUGUAAUGUAACUGUCGAUGAUAAUUUUUUCCCUUCAAAAAGUUGUCCUGGUUUGGACAAGUAUCUUUACUUUGAAUAUCAAUGUAACUCUACCAUGACGUCAUUCAAUGAAAUUUGCAUUGACGAUAUCCAGUUAUCACAGUCGACAUUACCCAGCGAAGGUUUUGUAAAACUUUUUACGAAAGAUGACGGGGAUUUCGCUGUCUGUAAAAGUUCCUUGGGAAAUGUCAAAGAUAACGUUUCUCAUUUUCUUGGCUACCCUAAAGCUGAUCAAAUAAGGGGGCAGACUUCCGGUAGUUCAAUGUCCAAAACUGGAGAAGUAAACUGCAGAGCUACUGUGGCACCUUCAUUUCUAUGUACGGUUACACCAAGUAGUGGCUGUUCCGAGUAUUCAAUUUUAAAAUGUCAUGUUUGUGAUGAUCCGCUCUUACAAAACACACAGAAGUUCCCGGACUCUUUGUUUGCUGCCUCGACCCAGGACCAUAGCGCAAAAGCUGCAAGAAUAUCCAGUGGCAGUUCGUGGUGUGCUCCUGCUGCUGAUGGCAAUCAUUAUCUUCAACUGAAUUUCCCAAGUCUUUAUACAGUUAACGCUAUCGCAAUCUUUGGAGACAGUUCAAGUUCAAGCUUUAUGACUGAAUAUCAUAUGCUUACAAACAUUGACGGUGUUAACUGGAACUCUGAAAAAUACCAAAAGAUUAUACAACAAAAUUGGAAUGGUUACAAUGAUGUAGCUAUAGAGAAAUUUUCUCGUGGCAUUAAAGCCAAAAGUUUACGAAUAGUUCCGACGAAGUCUAUUGGUAAACUGUGUUUACGAAUUGAAGUUUGUGGGGGAGACAUGCUACCACACAAACCAACACAUCUUACUGCGAAUGAAGUUGCAUCGAGAUACCUCAAGAUAUCCUGGAAAGAUCCCAAAAACACUGGUGUGAAACUUGGCACAAAUCUUUUCAAUCCUCUGACCAAAGUUCGAUUAAUAGUUCUUAAGGAUACUGUCGUUAUUUUUAAUAAAAUUUGGGAGGAAACUCUAAUUAAACCUUACAAAUUAGAUAAUCUUAUUCCUUACACAACGUAUUUGAUAAAUGUAACCGCUGGCAACUCUGAAGGUUUUGGUGGAUCAAUUAAAGCUAGUUUUACCACUGCUGAAGAUGUUCCCGAAGGUCCACCUUUAAAUGUUAACAUUUUCGCCAUCAACAGUUCAUCGUUAUCAGUCACGUGGAAGCCACCUGAUGUAAUCAAAAGAAACGGAAAGAUAGUCAGUUACACUGUUUGUAUUACGCAAUUGGAGAAUGAAACGUGUUCAACGAACUAUACCACCAAGGAACAGCAUUUUGAAAUGAUUAAUAAUGUGAAGCCAGAGACAAAAUAUUAUGUUCGCGUUUUAGCGUCUACGAUAGUGGGAUCUGGAAUUUACAGCAAUAGUACAUGGGCAUUUUCAAAUGGAUUGGCACCUGAACUGCCCACGACGCAGAUUGGAAAUACAUUGACUUAUUUGUUGCAAAAUCCAACUUUGGAAUAUCGAUAUUUCUUCGUAGUAGUGAUGGAAUAUGGCGAAGAAGAGAAUCGUUUGACUUCUAACUUCAAAAACACAGACUUAGGGACUUAUUCUGAGGCCAUUGCUGCCACGCAACCAACGCCGUAUAUUGCCGCCGUAAUGUCUCGCGGAAAUUUUAAGUCUGAGUUCACACUUGGUGAUAGCGGAAACACAAGUCUUGCAGGGACAAGAAGACGGCGUUCUAAUGGUAAAAUUUAUUAUAAUGGGCCGCUGAAAUAUUCUAUGGGCCACAGAAUAUUUCAACGCGUUUUCUUAAACGAUCAGGAGGACUAUUAUUCCACUGACUGGAGUCCAGUGGUAGCAACUGCCCAAAAGCGGAAGUCAUCAGGCGGCGGAAAUCCUGGAGCUAUUGCAGGUGCAAUUGUGGCUACUAUUUUGGUCAUUGUUCUUGUCGUAUUGGUCAUUCUGUUUGUGAGAAGACGGCGUAAUGGAAGAAAACGUUCUGGGUCCGUUAAAAAAUCAAAUGUAGAAAAGGUUAGAAAUCACGGACCAUCUGUAAUGAAUCAAGUAUUUGUUGGAAGCCAUAACAUUGGAAAUAUCAACACCCCUGAUAACAUCAAUAGCCCGAUGAACAGACAGGAUGAAUCAGUUCUUGUCCUGAAUGAAGUGAAAGUUUACGAGAACAAUGCUGCUAUUACCGCCAAGGAUCGUCAACCAAUUCCCAUAGCAAUGUUCGAGAGACACGUGAGGAAACUGAAGCAUAACAACAUAAAGGAACUAAAGUUAGAGUUCGAGGAUUUACCAAAUGGUCAAAUGUCCAAUUGGGAUGUCGCGAAGAAACCUCACAAUACUUCAAAAAACCGAUAUGGAAACGCUGUCACAUACGACCAUUCUCGUGUGAUACUCUCCGGAGAUGAAAAAACUGACUAUAUUAAUGCCUCAUUUGUCGACGGCAAAACUGACAAUUAUUACAUCGCGACCCAAGGACCCAAACCCAAAACAGUCAACGACUUUUGGAGGAUGAUAUUCGAACACAAGUGUCCAACUAUUGUGAUGUUGACGACAUUAAAAGAAAUGGGAAAGGUGAAAUGUGAAAAGUAUUGGCCAGAUGAAUCCAAGAUAUACGGUACGAUCCAGGUGACCAUCACCAAGACUAAAGCUUUUGCUGAUUACGUCUUGAGAUCUGCAGUAGUGAGUAAGGAUGGUGAGCAUCACAAAGUUCAGCAGUUUCAUUACAUUUCAUGGCCGGACUAUGGCGUGCCUCGUCAUCCAACACAACUAUUGACAUUCAGGAAGCAUUUCAAAUCUUAUCACAAGACAAAAGCCGGUUUUGCCGUCAUCCAUUGUAGGAUCAGUACAUGUUUAUUUAUGACGCUAUUAUGGAGCAUAUCCAUUGUGGAGUGAAUGAAAUUGAGGCUAUGCAAAUCAAGGCCGAGAUGGAACAUCUAUCAAAAAAGCUUGGGAAUGGAAGAACUGGAUUUGAAGAAAUAUUUGAGCGUUUACAAUCAGUUACAACAGAACUACCUGAAGAAGUAUGUGAAGCUGCACUUUUGAAUGACAACAAGAAAAAAAUCGCAAUCCUGAAAUAUAUCCAAGAAUGUUAAUAUUUACAUAAAACGUCUGACGGAGACAAAGUUAAACUUUCACUUGUACUCCGUGUUGUAUCUUCGUUGUUUUUUAUCUUGUCGCUUAAAAUGUAUACGUCCACUUAAGGAACGGCGGUGGAUUCAUAAAAUUGAUGAAGAGGUGAAUCUAAUCGUCCACCCCUUAGCCACCUGGAUAAAAUCGAGAAUUCCGACUACAUUAACGCGUGUUUUG
Messenger RNA from Xenia sp. Carnegie-2017, 4206 nucleotides. RefSeq names its product receptor-type tyrosine-protein phosphatase F-like. Gene Ontology annotation, molecular function: protein tyrosine phosphatase activity; protein binding; carbohydrate binding. Gene Ontology annotation, biological process: protein dephosphorylation. The record is from RefSeq and is a predicted model, not a curated record. The transcript is spliced from 23 exons. Lineage: Eukaryota; Metazoa; Cnidaria; Anthozoa; Malacalcyonacea; Xeniidae. The coding region runs from base 175 to 3792 and encodes 1205 amino acids.